GGUACAAACCAAGUGGUGGCACUUUUGCUACCCCUGCGGAGAAGUCAGCAGCUUUGCCCCCGCUGCCCAUGGCACAAGGAGCAGGGAGGGCCACAGAGAAGAAGGCUGUCCCCCCCCUGCUCGCCUUCCUCCUCGCCUCCCUCCCUCCAGUUGAGGAUGAGCUCUCCUCCGAGUGGCAGCACUUGGUGCCAGGAGCUCCCGGGCCCUCCAGCCUCUUAGCAAGCACCUCUCGGUCAAGCCAAUGGACGAGUGUGCCCGCGCCCUGGAGCUUCUGGGCAUGCUGCUGUACGUCGGCGCGUGGCUGUGCGUCCUGGGGGCCACCGUAUCCCCGCGCUGGCUAAGCAUGUCCACUUCCCUGCUGCCCGUGGAGAGCUACGAGCUGGGCCUGUGGGAGACCUGCGUGGUCCAGGACAUGGGCAGCAUGGAGUGCCGGGCGUACGACGGCCUGCUGGGCCUCUCGCCAGAUCUCAAGCUGGGCCGUGUGCUCACAUGCGCCUCCCUGGCAGUGGGCGCCCUGGGCUUCCUGGUGGCCAUCCCCGGCGUGUCGCUGGUCAACGGGUGCGAGGAGGACGGCGCCAAGAGGACGUUGGGCACCACGGGCGGGUUGCUGGGGAUGCUCUCCGGGGUUCUGUGUUUGAUCCCCGUUUCUUACGUGGCCCACCUGGCCGUGGUGCGCUUCUUCGACGACACGCUGCCCGACGUGGUGCCGCGCUGGGAGUUUGGCGACGCCCUGUUCUGCGGAUGGGCGGGAGGAUUCCUCCUGGCCGUGGCCGGACUCCUUCUGGUGCUCGCCUCCCGCUCAGCCGGCCGAGAGCCGCCCCCUGCGGCUGGCCCGCAGAGGAGGUACCAGGUGAUGAACACGGUGCUGGCCCGGGCUGAGUACGUAUGAACGCAAAUCACAGGAAAACAUCGUAAUCAAGCAUUGAUCAACAUCUUUCACUUUUGACAUGAACAUAGAGAUGGAAAUACCCCAAUAGAAGCUGCUGUCAUCUGUAAAAAUGAACAAAGUGUGUUUUGGUCCUGUGUCAACGGCACAUAUCAAGCUAAAACUAGAUUGUGUAUGAUAUAUUUAUGUCCUCUGUGAUCUUUAAGAAUCAUAUCAUGCCUCCAUUUUUUUUUGGUGGCAUUCUAUUCUUCCUGUAUCAGUGAAAUGUUUCUAGGUGAUGCUUGAGCGAAAAUAUCCAGAUUGUAAAAUGUGCACUAAAAGUGUACAUUGUAGUAUAAUUUGUUCUACGUGCUGAAUGAUGACAAUAAAUCAUAUCGAGUUUA
Hippocampus zosterae (dwarf seahorse) is the source of this 1269-nucleotide messenger RNA. Its product is annotated as putative claudin-24. NCBI's taxonomy places the organism in Eukaryota, Metazoa, Chordata, Actinopteri, Syngnathiformes, Syngnathidae. Bases 242 to 889 code for a protein of 215 amino acids. Gene Ontology annotation, cellular component: plasma membrane; bicellular tight junction. Gene Ontology annotation, molecular function: structural molecule activity. The transcript has a single exon. The record is from RefSeq and is a predicted model, not a curated record. Gene Ontology annotation, biological process: bicellular tight junction assembly; cell adhesion.